GCUCACUCCGGUUACGCCGCUACAGCCGGGAACGCGCUCCUAAGCGCGCUCCCGCAGUGUGUAUAUAGUCGUUUCGUCAUCGGUCCAUUCAAUUUCUCCCAGACGCUGAACUGUUCACUGCUCUGACAAUGGCCUCCGGUGUGAAAGUCACGGAUGAAGUGAUCGCCAUCUUCAACGACAUGAAGGUCCGCAAGGCUCAGGCGAAUGAGGACGAGAAGAGGAAGAGGAAGAAGGCCAUCCUCUUCUGCCUCAGCAAGGACCUGAAGAACAUCGUUCUGGACGAGGGCAAAGAAAUCCUGCUGGGUGACAUCGGCAACACCGUCAAGGACCCGUACCAGGACUUUGUGAAGAUGCUGCCGCCUGACGACUGCCGCUACGCCCUGUACGACGCCACCUACGAGACCAAAGAGACGAAGAAGGAGGACUUGGUCUUCAUCUUCUGGGCACCGGACAGCGCUCCGCUGAAGAGUAAGAUGAUCUACGCCAGCUCUAAAGACGCCAUCAAGAGGAAAUUUGAAGGCAUCAAGCAUGAGUGGCAGGUGAACGGUUUGGAGGACCUGAAGGAGCGACGCACGCUGGCGGAGAAGCUGGGCGGCUCGUCGGUAGUCACCCUGGAAGGAUCUCCUAUAUAAACAAGCCUCUCCUCCUCCUCCUCCCGCGGCUUCGGUCGAAGCCUCUCAGACACAUCUGUUGGGUUUAGCUGUUCAUUCCAGUCGGGUUGGAGAAAACGGGGCAAAAGGAGAACCAGCGUCAUUUGUGGGACUCCUGGGGAGGGCGACCUGGGGUGGGUUUGGGGUCAAGUGACAAAGAAAAACACAAAAAAACACAAACAGGCAGACUGUUCCAGUUCAUGCAACAUAAGGAUUAUGAACAAAACACACCUAAAGAUACUAAUGAUGAAGGAUGGUGAUGAAGACGAUGACAUUUAAAUGCACUUAUUCACGUUUCUGGACAGGGUUUUGUUCUUUCCACUUGAAAUAUUUCAGCGAAAGGGACAGUUCUUAAAAUCAUGAAAACUAUUCCAACUACAUUUUAUUUUAUUUUUUUGCCAAACUUCUAGUUAGGUUUUGUGUGUAGUUGACACUAGGCGUAGUAUGAACUAAUUCACUCUUGUUUGCACAAGACGGAUGAAAACCUCUGGGGGAAACACGGUUAAAUAUGUUUUUGUCAUUCUGUUUGGUUUUUGGGUUGUUUUUGGUUUUGUUGUUUUUAUGCAAUCCCUAAAACUUGAGUGAUUCCGUUUUAUUUCCUGUUGUGUCGGAGAACUCGGCAUUCGAUGUAGUGAACAUAACAUUCCUUGUACUUGUUAAAAAAGGUUUCCUCGUUUUAAAAAGCUUUGUGGUGUUGUUGAAGGUUUGACGCGGAGCGACGUGUAAAUGAAGGACAAGCAAACUGAAGCGAAGGGUGGAUGUUUUGUAUCGUCUCCUUAUCUCUAAUAAAAGCACUAAACUACUGA
Messenger RNA from Poeciliopsis prolifica (blackstripe livebearer), 1456 nucleotides. RefSeq names its product cofilin-2-like. Gene Ontology annotation, cellular component: actin cortical patch; actin cytoskeleton; cytoplasm. The record is from RefSeq and is a predicted model, not a curated record. The transcript has 4 exons. Gene Ontology annotation, biological process: actin filament fragmentation; actin filament severing; cell motility. Lineage: Eukaryota; Metazoa; Chordata; Actinopteri; Cyprinodontiformes; Poeciliidae. The coding region runs from base 129 to 632 and encodes 167 amino acids. Gene Ontology annotation, molecular function: actin filament binding.